ACGGCCUGCGCCAGUAGUGGCAGAGUCACGGGGUCGCGUCGACGUCUGUCGAAAAAAGACGUUUUCCAAAAAAACAUUCUGUACGUUUUCAAGAAAGGAUGAUAUAGUGCUAAUAAAACAGUGUAUUCUCAAGCCAUUGGUUUCAAAGAGACGAACAAAAUGAAAUAAAAGUAAACCCAUGAAAAAGACGGCGUGACAUCACACAGGCCAUGAAAAGGUUGAAAUGACACAGCCCAGCUGAAGCUAGCGCUAUGGUCGCUCCUAGCGCUCCCACGCCACCAUGGCCGACGAAGAGAAACUGCCGAUACCCCCCACAUUUCUCGAGAAACUAUUAUUCUACACAACAGCUACUUUCGUUCUUUUGGCUACCUUCAGUCUGUUUGCUUUCCUCUUUCUCGUACCAUUCGUCAUAGAGCCCGCCUUCACAACUAUAUUUAUGCAGUUCGAUCCGGUCGGAGCAUUAUGUGUGACCGCACAGGUCAAACACCUCGUGGGAGCCAGCAACUGCACCUGGGCUUCCUGUAGGGAAGGCUGCACCAAAGAUCUAUACGAGUGCACCCAGAUAAGAGUCAACUACAAACUUGGUGCAUCACCUAACGUCUCAGCAACAGAAUACGAGAACCUGAUCAGGGCCGAAAGAGCUAUAAGAGAAUACGAAUACGAGAACUACGAAGCUGCAGGAGACAAAAUUUAUCCGGAAAUGGCAGAGGAAACGGAGUUGGCCGAUGCGUUACCAACCGGCCUUCAGGGCAACGACUCUGAGUGGUACUUUACCGGCGCCCGUCUGUUUCCCAACGUCAAGGGCUGUGGAUACCCUCCAAUAUUAAAUUGUACAAUAUUCCUAUCCAAGUAUAGACCAUUAGGUAACAAUUACACAUGCUACUACAGCCGGGUGGACCCUGGUUUAGUCAUAACAGACCUCGAUAUGUGGCAGAACACUUUAAACCUAGUAUAUGCGAUGGCUAUCCCGAUACCGUCUUUCAUUAUUUCUGUGAUCUAUUUGACAUUUGCUUACUUCAAGAUAUAUAACACUGAGGAGGAGUCUGAGCAAGCGCCUCUGCAGAGCGAUGCUGAAGGCAUGGCCACGGGAGACGACGAGAAGCCCACGACCCCGGGCAGCGACACAUUCAGGGAAGACCUGGCCUGCUUCGGUCAUCAGUUGAAAAUGCAGUUGGCAAACGAAAAGUCCAAGGAAGGUUUCGAGUCAAAUAGCCCACCAAUUUCCAAUUCGGCUUCGCUAUCUGGGACCAAGUCAUCCUUCGUGAACGCCUAGUGUGAUACCACAUCACAGCCGAGAUGACAGGAUUCCUGAAGAGCAGGUGUCGGCUACAAAGUGUAUCACGAAAUGAGGUGAACGAUCAUACCGCGAUGGGACAAGCUCGAUUAAUUGUGAUCGAAGUCUUCUAGUCCAAGCGACACUUUACUCAAGCAGAUGAGGAGAGGUUAGGAAGAAAGGAUGGACGAUAGAAAUUUUUAUAAAGCGUUGUGAAAAACUUGCAGGUUUCUUGGUAACAUUUUCUAUUUCGGAAAAUUACGGGAGUGUCUUUUUUAUUAUUCGUGCGUCAAGCGUAAUGUGAUACGGUGGUUUCGUUCAUUGUAACCCAAUAUAAGGCAUAUUCGAUCGAUUGGAUUAUUUAUUUACACGUUCGUUCGGCACGGUUUAAGUCAUCAAAUAAAUUAUACAUAGACUUUCCUUUUCAGCCUAACUCUUUGAAAUGUUAACAAAUGACCGACCCGCGACAUUAGAAGAGAA
Molecule: messenger RNA, 1753 nt
Organism: Cydia strobilella
Lineage: Eukaryota; Metazoa; Arthropoda; Insecta; Lepidoptera; Tortricidae
Gene: tipE
Product: protein tipE
Exons: 4
Coding region: 281-1273 (330 amino acids)
Biological process (GO): regulation of sodium ion transport
Cellular component (GO): plasma membrane
Molecular function (GO): sodium channel regulator activity
Source: RefSeq, a predicted model, not a curated record